This is a messenger RNA of Colletotrichum gloeosporioides, 3339 nucleotides long. Its product is annotated as DNA replication licensing factor mcm4. The record is from RefSeq and is a predicted model, not a curated record. NCBI's taxonomy places the organism in Eukaryota, Fungi, Ascomycota, Sordariomycetes, Glomerellales, Glomerellaceae. The annotation marks the transcript as partial. Gene Ontology annotation, cellular component: MCM complex; nucleus. Gene Ontology annotation, biological process: mitotic DNA replication initiation; DNA replication; double-strand break repair via break-induced replication. Gene Ontology annotation, molecular function: single-stranded DNA helicase activity; ATP binding; single-stranded DNA binding. The transcript has 4 exons.
GGGCCCGGCACUGCGCUGCGCCAUUGCUCUGAGGGCCACCCUGGCAGCUACGAUAGGCGCACGGGCCAUCCAGCCCACUUUCAACUGCUCCUGAGCGCUCUCCACAUCUCCCCUCUCCCCAGCAACACGCAUAUUCUUUCUUGUCGCAUUUGCAUCCCGCCAAUUCCCCCCAUCCCACCUCCGAACAAUCCCUUACCGACACAUCGACGCAAAGUCAACAAACACCUCAAAACAAUGUCGUCGCCCACAAAAAGGUCGACGAGAAGCUCGACGGCCGGCACCACUCCCCGCCGGUCCACGAGAAACAACCCGGAUGCAGACCGAAGCAGCCCCGCGCCUGCACAGGAGCCCGCUGCGCAGACGCCCAGCCGCACAACCCGCCGCUCCCAGCUUGCAUCGAGCCCUCUGUUUUACGAGUCCUCGCCUGCGCAGGGCAGCAGUCGCAAUGCACCUGCCAAUGGCGAUGUUUCGUCCCCUUUGAGGGGCGUCAGCAGCAGCCAGAACACCAACGUCGGCCCGGCUCCCAGCUCACCGCUGCGUCAAGACAUUGACACCCAGUCAACCGGCGAUGGUGACAGAACCCCGCGUGCGAGUGGAAUGGCUAGAGAAUCGUCACCCAUCCGAUACGAUCCCAGUUCCAGCCCAGGCCGUGGCUCGGUGAGGCCGCCACAAUCAGACUUCCGAAGUGAGAGCAGUGGUCUUUUCGUCUCUGACCGUGCCCGCUCACGGAGAGGUGACAUUCACUCUGAGGGUUUCAGAACUCCGCGCCGCCGCCUUGUGCUGGACCCAUCCGGCAGAGUAGUGACCAACGCCCCGGGUUCCGAUGCGCCUUCUUUCAGCAACCCCGACCCCAACACUUCGGAGGCGGACCGUCUCGGUGGGGCGGCCGACAGCACCAUCUGGGGUACCAGCGUCUCGAUCGACGAUACCUUUGUGACCUUCAAGGACUUCCUGAGGAAUUUCACCCGAAAGUAUCAGAUGUACCGGGAAGGGCUGUCCGAAGCUGAGGUUCGGGAAGCUCCUGAUGCCGAGUCGAAGGUCUACUGGGAGGCCCUUGAGAACAUGCUUCUCUUGGGUGGCACCAGGCUGUUCCUCAACAUGCAGGAUCUCAACACUUACCCGCCCACUCGCAAGCUGUACUACCAUCUCCAGGCUUACCCGCAAGAAAUCAUCCCGAUUAUGGAUCAGUCUAUCCACGAUAUGAUGGUUGAGCUGGCCAGAGCCGAAGACCUGAGGGAGCGUAACUCUCAGAGCAGCGCCGGUGAUGCUGCGAGGCGAAGCAACACAGCGCCCAGCUCAGAGCCUGUAUUCCCCAGCUCCGACCACCCCGAAACACCCUCAGAUGCUCCCACUCCCACAGAUGCUCCCACUCCCAGGCCAGCCACUGACAUCACCUCCAAAGAGGACCAAGUCUCUCAGAUGAUCUACAUGGUCCGCCCGUACGGCCUCGAGAAGAUCACCAACCUUCGAGACCUGAACCCCUCUGAUAUGGACCGGCUCAUCACCAUCAAGGGUCUUGUGAUCCGAACCACCCCUAUCAUCCCCGAUAUGAAGGAUGCUUUCUUCCGUUGCAACGUCUGCAACCACUCUGUCAACGUUAGCAUUGACCGAGGCAAGAUUCGCGAGCCUACCGAGUGCCCGCGAACUCGCUGCGCCUCCAAGAACUCCAUGCAGAUCAUCCAUAACAGAUGCUCCUUUGAGGACAAGCAGGUCAUCAAGCUGCAAGAGACUCCCGAUGCUGUCCCUGCCGGUCAGACUCCUCACUCUGUCUCAAUCUGCGCCUACAACGAGCUUGUAGACUUCUGCAAGGCAGGUGACCGCGUUGAGAUCACCGGUGUCUUCCGAGUCAACCCUGUGCGUGUGAACCCCCGCCAAAGAACCAUCAAGAGUGUGUACAGAACAUUCGUCGACGUUGUCCACAUCCAAAAGGUCGAUAAGAAGAGAAUGGGUCUUGACGCCUCAACGCUGGGUGUCGAGGGUGAGGAGGGUGAGACGAACGACCCUAACCUCCAGGAGAAUCGCAAGAUUACCCCAGAGGAUGUGGAGAAGAUCAAGGAGACUGCUGCACGACCAGACAUUUACGAGCUCCUUGCUCGCUCGCUCGCCCCCUCGAUUUACGAGAUGGACGACGUCAAGAAGGGAAUCCUUCUGCAGCUCUUCGGCGGCACCAACAAGACCUUCCAGAAGGGCGGAAGCCCUAGGUACAGAGGAGACAUUAACGUCUUGCUCUGCGGUGACCCUUCUACUUCGAAGUCUCAGAUUCUUUCGUACGUGCACAAGAUUGCCCCUAGAGGUAUCUACACCAGCGGAAAGGGUUCCUCUGCCGUCGGUUUGACUGCGUAUGUCACUCGCGACCCUGAAAGCCGCCAGCUCGUCCUCGAGUCCGGUGCUCUGGUUCUCUCGGACGGCGGUGUCUGCUGUAUUGAUGAGUUCGACAAGAUGUCAGACGCCACCCGCUCGGUCCUUCACGAAGUCAUGGAGCAGCAGACCGUGUCCGUUGCCAAGGCUGGUAUCAUCACGACCCUGAACGCCAGAACCAGUAUCCUGGCUUCUGCCAACCCUAUCGGCAGUCGCUACAACCCCGAUCUCCCCGUGCCCCAGAACAUCGACCUCCCUCCUACGUUGCUCUCGCGUUUCGACUUGGUCUACCUUAUCCUGGACCGUGUCGACGAGAAGAGCGAUGCUCGCCUCGCUCGCCAUCUUCUCUCCCUGUACUUGGAGGACAAGCCUGAGUCCGCUGCCACCAAGGAAGACAUUCUCCCUGUCGAAUUCCUUACCUCCUACAUCUUCUACGCCCGCUCCACCAUCAACCCCACCAUCGCGCAAGAUGCCGCUCAGGAGCUGGUUGACCAAUACCUGGAGAUGCGCAAGCUUGGUCAAGAUCUGCGCGCCGCUGAGAAGCGUAUCACCGCCACCACUAGACAGCUCGAGUCCAUGAUUCGUCUGUCCGAGGCGCACGCCAAGAUGCGUCUCUCUGAGACUGUCACCCGCGAGGAUGUCCAGGAGGCUGCCCGCCUCAUUCGCUCCGCCCUCAAGACCGCUGCUACCGAUUCUCAAGGUCGCAUCGACAUGAGCCUGCUGACCGAGGGUACGAGUUCUGCGGACCGUCGCAGGAAGGAGGAGAUCAAGGAGGCUGUUCUCCACCUCCUCGAUGAGCUCACCAGUGGCGGCCAGUCCGUCAAGUGGGCUGAGGUUGCCAGGAAGCUCAGCGAGGGCGCCAGCAUGCCCGUUGAGCAGGCCGACUUCAACGAGACGAUGCGUACGCUGGAGAUGGAGGGUCUGAUUAUGGUCAGCGGUGAGGGCGCAAGGAGGAGUGUUAGAAGAGUUGCGGCUGUCUAA